UUAGCUGUUUUGAUUUGUUGUCGGUUUUCUGCAUGUCGUUAUUUCCUUUCCAGGCAAGACUUUAACCGCAGCAGUAAUAUCAAUUUAAUUACCACUUAAUUAAAUUAUUAUUAACCUGUUAAUCAGGUUCGGUACGGUGUUUGAUAUAGGCGGUGUUCUGAAACCCAAGGAGACACCUGCCUAGACAGCAAACUUGGGCAUUUAUUAAAGACGCGUUGAAGGGAAACAUGACUGUAGAGGUGGAGAGAAAAUUUGUAUGCGACGCAGAAGUUACGAGGAAACUACUUGAUAUUGGAGCUAAAUGCAUUGGUCAGCGGCAGUUUCGAGACCAGUAUUUUGACACUCCAGAUUUCAUCCUUACACUAAAAGAUUUCUGGUUGAGGUGCCGAGAGGGAAUGUGGGAGCUGAAAUGCCCUACGGUUUGGGGGAGUGAACCAGUGAAUGAAACUGAGACCUUGUGCACACGAUACAAGGAGAUAACCAGUUUUCCUCUGGUUCAGUCAGAGGUCAGGAGAAUAAUCAGAGCGCACACCGCAGAAGGGAGUGAAUCAAAUUCCUCACAAAGGGAACAAAUUGACAAAGUCGGAGAAAACGAGGGCACAGACAGCUGUCCAACAGAUGAUAAAAAGUGGCUGAUUGACCUGAAUCUAGUCUGUUUUGCUGAGUACAAGACGGAGCGCUGUUCCUACAAACUAGAAAGAGAAGAAGGGGCAGUGCGUGUGGAUCUGGACAAGGCUGAUUUCGAUUAUUGUGUGGGGGAGAUUGAAGUGCUGGUGCCGGAAGGUGGUGAUGUUAAUUCAGCUCUGCAAAGAGUUACAAAGAUUGCUGCCGAACUGGGUUUAAGUAGUGAGAAGAAAGUAAAGGGGAAAAUGGAUGUCUACCUUCAAAGAUAUCGACCUGACCAAUAUGCGACACUCGUUAGUGCUCAUAUUUUAUGAGAAAAUCACUAAAAACAUACACAGAGGUGUACAUAUCUUCUAAUUUAAUUAAAGAUAUUCUCUAUUAAAAAAUCUUUCAUGGCAACAUAUAAUGUAGCCUAUAAUAUAAUUCUAAUACAGGUUAUGUAAAGAAAUUAUGGGUCAAAAUACAGUACUUGUUCAAAAUCACAUCCCUUUCAGUUGAAAUGUACAUUUGUGUGUGUGUGUGUGUUG
Messenger RNA from Misgurnus anguillicaudatus (oriental weatherfish), 1151 nucleotides. RefSeq names its product thiamine triphosphatase (gene thtpa). Gene Ontology annotation, biological process: dephosphorylation; thiamine diphosphate metabolic process; thiamine metabolic process. NCBI's taxonomy places the organism in Eukaryota, Metazoa, Chordata, Actinopteri, Cypriniformes, Cobitidae. Gene Ontology annotation, molecular function: magnesium ion binding; thiamine triphosphate phosphatase activity. The record is from RefSeq and is a predicted model, not a curated record.